Tetrapisispora phaffii CBS 4417 is the source of this 2001-nucleotide messenger RNA. It is a transcript of the gene CDC23, whose product is annotated as anaphase promoting complex subunit CDC23. The coding region runs from base 1 to 2001 and encodes 666 amino acids. Gene Ontology annotation, biological process: cell division. Gene Ontology annotation, cellular component: anaphase-promoting complex. Gene Ontology annotation, molecular function: protein binding. Lineage: Eukaryota; Fungi; Ascomycota; Saccharomycetes; Saccharomycetales; Saccharomycetaceae. The transcript has a single exon. The record is from RefSeq and is a predicted model, not a curated record.
AUGGACUCACAUAAUCAAUUUUAUAUAAUACAAGAUAUUAGAAAUUGUCUGAGGAAAUCUGCAAUAGAACUGUCACAGGUAAAAUUAUACAAAUCAUCGAAAUGGUCAGCGGAAGCACUUCUGGGGAUUUUAGAGUUUGAAAGUGAUAUGCCAGAAGAUGAUACUAUUAUACGGGGUGCAGCAGGUGCAUUGAACUUCAAUGAUUCACCGUUGAGUAACCAAAUCAAUCAUGGACAUAAACAGUCGAAUAAGAGAAGCCCAUUUAUAAAAACGUCUGCAGACAAUGCCGAAUUUACACAAAAAGAAUAUGACUUACAUUUAUUUGCUUCUACUUUAUUUGAUUCUAAAGAAUUUGAUAGAUGUUCUUUCUUUUUGAAAGAUGUUACGCAUCCCAAAUUAAAGUUCAUGAAGUUAUACUGCGAGUAUCUGUCAUGGGAUAAAAAAGUGAAAGAAAAGAUGGAAAAUCUUUUGACGACCGGUAAGACACCUAAAUACUUAAAUGAUAAAGGCAAUACUAGUUUAUUUAUAAAUGGAAGAGAUGAUAUAUGGGCAAAUAGCAUGUCAGAUGGGUCAGAUUGCGACAAAAGCCACGAUACUAUUGGAAAUUUAAAUUUUGAUAUCAGUUCUCAUUCAAUAUCUAUGAAUGAAGGUAAAAGAUCUUCAUUAUCUUCGAUACUAAAUGAACUGAAUGAUUAUCUAAAGAAUUAUAAUGAGUCGCUACCUACUCUAAACAUAAGAUCACAAUCAUCAGAAGUAGGAAUAGCAUUGUUAUAUUAUUUAAAAGGUAUACUUGAAAAGAAAGAAAACAAUAAGUCAUUAGCAAUGUCGUCAUUUUUGAAAUCUUUAUCAAAAUUUACUUUUAAUUGGACCUGUUGGGUAGAGUUACUUGAUUGUAUAACUAAGGCAGAUGAAUUCAUGCUAUUAACAAAAUAUUUAAGCGAAAAAUUUAAAAUUGAAGACAUGAAUUGUAUAGGUAUGCAAUCAGAUGUUAACCACAAUAUAAUGAUCAAAUUCUUUAAAUUAGUAUUAUUCCAAGAGUUCAGUGGAGAUAUAGAUAACUUUUUAGAGAAUUUAGAAAGUUUGCUAAAUAUUUUCCCUAAUUUUUCCUUUUUAAAAGCACAAAAUGCAUUAAUCAAUUAUAAUUAUAUGGACUAUGUUAAUGCGGAGCAAUUAUUUGAACAAAUAAUAAAAGCUGAUCCAUACCGUCUCGAUGAUCUUGAUUUCUAUUCAAAUAUAUUAUAUGUCAUGCAAAAACAACCAAAGUUAUCAUAUUUAGCUCAGUUCUGUUCACAAGUUGAUAGAUUUAGGCCGGAAACAUGUUGUAUAAUUGCUAACUACUAUUCUGCAAGGCAAGAGCAUGAGAAAUCUAUUUUAUAUUUCAGAAGAGCUAUAACGUUAAACAAAAAAAACAUUAGCGCUUGGACAUUGAUGGGUCAUGAGUUUGUAGAAUUAAAAAAUUCUCAAGCAGCAAUUGAAUGCUAUAGACAUGCAGUUGAUAUAAACCCUCGUGAUUUUAAAGCUUGGUAUGGUUUGGGACAAGCUUACGAAGUUCUUGAUAUGCACCUAUAUUCAUUGUAUUAUUUCCAAAAAGCAUGCACAUUAAAACCACUGGAUAAAAGAAUGUGGCAAGCAUUAGCUAGUUGCUAUGUAAAAAUUGGGAAUUUUAAUGAUGCCAUAAAAUCAUUCGAAAGGGCAUUACAAUUAUCAAUAAAUACAGAUCAAGACUCAUCGUUAUUAUACAAACUAGCGGAAGUUUACGAAAAAUCAAAUGAUCUGGAAAAUUGUAAAGAAUACAUGAUACGUUGUGUAAAUGUCGAAGCUCUCACGGAAGGAUUUGUUACAGAUGAAAUUGCUAAAGCUAGACUAUGGUUGGCAAGAUAUGAAUUAUCUAGACAAAAUUUUGAAGAAGCUUACGGCUAUGCAAUCGGUGUAUCAACAGGAAGCACACAAGAUAUAGAAGAGGCUAGAGCAAUAGCAAGAGAGUGUAGAAAACAAGUAUAA